Messenger RNA from Suillus bovinus, 1236 nucleotides. RefSeq names its product acid protease. The transcript is spliced from 5 exons. Bases 1 to 1236 code for a protein of 411 amino acids. Lineage: Eukaryota; Fungi; Basidiomycota; Agaricomycetes; Boletales; Suillaceae. Gene Ontology annotation, molecular function: aspartic-type endopeptidase activity. The record is from RefSeq and is a predicted model, not a curated record. Gene Ontology annotation, biological process: proteolysis.
AUGGUUUCCGCAAGUUCCAGAUCGCUUUCAUCUCUUCUUGCCCUGCCAGUACUUGCCUUCUUCUCGCUGUCAGCGAGCGCUUUACCUCGUCCUCGGACAGCAUCAAGUACGGCUGCUCUCAAGCUUGCCGUUAGAAUAAACUCGUACGGGAUCAAGAACAUUGCGGCAGCAGACCGAGCUCGAGCCGAAGUCCUACAAGCUGGGGGGAGCUCUUCCAUCAAUGCAACCAAUUCUGGGGUGAUAUACACCGCUGAUAUUGGUGUUGGGAGUCCAGCGACAUACUACACACUCCUGGUAGACACCGGAAGCUCAAAUACCUGGAUCGGGGUUAACAAAGCUUACGAGAAGACUGCCACGAGCAAGGACACAGGCAAUAAAUUCUUUGUUUCAUAUGGCGAAUGGCGGCAUCUGGAUGGAAAUUCCAUGUCUGGAGAAGAAUACACGGACACCGUAACGCUUAACUCUGAUCUGGUUAUCGACAACCAAUCUAUUGGUGUCAUACCUUGGGACUCAAUGGUGCAGGGCCCGGAUGGAAUUCUUGGCGUCGGACCAGUCGAUUUAACACAGGACACUGUCACCAAUACAUUUGAAGUUCCAACUGUGACGAACAACCUCUAUAAGCAGGGAACGAUUAGUUCGGAAGUACUUGGAGUGUUCUUUGCACCUGCUUCCUCUAAUGAUACUGGUGGCGAGCUCACAUUCGGCAGCUAUGAUGCCUCCAAAAUUACUGGAGACAUCAACUAUGUGCCGAUUACAUCAACAUCUCCAGCAUGUCGUUAUUGGGGCAUUGAUCAAUCCAUCAGAUAUGGGUCUGAUACCAUUUUGGAUGAGACUGCUGGUAUCGUCGAUACCGGAACCACCCUAAUUUACAUUGCCGCCGAUGCCUUCCUAACAUAUCAGUAUGCGACGGGAGGAAUCCUCGAUGAGGAAAGUGGCUUGUUAAAGAUCUCAUCUGAGCAGUACCAGCAACUCUCAUCCUUGUAUUUCACUACUGGUGGGGUUACUUAUGAGCUCACUCCGAAUGCGCAAAUUUGGCCUAGAUCGUUGAAUAGCUACAUUCAUGGUACCGCCGACGGCAUAUACCUGGUCGUCAGUAGCCUUGAGAAUCGCAGCGGUUCUGGUUUGGAUUUUAUAAAUGGCUACUGUUUUCUCGAGCGGUUUUACUCUGUGUAUGACACGACAAACUCCCGAGUCGGAUUCGCCACCACUGAGUACACAUAUGCCACGACAAAUUAG